Theobroma cacao (cacao) is the source of this 909-nucleotide messenger RNA. It is a transcript of the gene RHA2A, whose product is annotated as RING-H2 finger A2A. Gene Ontology annotation, biological process: protein ubiquitination. The record is from RefSeq and is a predicted model, not a curated record. Gene Ontology annotation, molecular function: ubiquitin protein ligase activity. Lineage: Eukaryota; Viridiplantae; Streptophyta; Magnoliopsida; Malvales; Malvaceae.
UCUUUUAAUAAUAUAUAUAUAUAUUUCUUAACUCAUUUCCUCAAAAUUCACUUUCCAAUCAAAAUCAAAUUAUUUUAAGGUAAACAAAAAAGAAAUGGGAUUACAAAGCCAGUUAACCGACGUGUCGUCGGAUUCGAUCCCGCUUCUUCUCGUAGCACUAGUCGCCAACUGCCUCGGCUGCCUCCGAAACCUCCUCUUGGAUCUCCUCCAAUCCACCGGCCUCCUCCCUUGCCCCGACCGGACCCCCACAACCAUCGACGACGUUGGAGUCCUAGGUUCGGGCCUCGCCGGCCUCAUCGUACUCGCCGAGCAGCUCAACUUAAACAAGGUUUUCUCCUACAGGUACUGUGGCGGAGCAGGAGGAGGCGGCUCUGAUUGCGUGGUCUGCUUGUGCACGCUAAGAGAUGGGGAGCAGGUGAGGAAGCUCGAUUGCUGCCACGUGUUUCAUAAGGAUUGCUUUGAUGGUUGGCUUGAUCAUCUCAAUUUUAAUUGCCCGCUCUGUCGAUCGCCUCUCAAAACCGACCAGCGCGUCAAAACCACGCCGAGACGCGUCGGUGAGGAUUUGCUUGCUUGGUUUUCUCUUCGCUGAUUGGAUGGACGGCGAUGAUGAUGAUGAUGAUGCUGUCCAUGAUUUUGGUGAUUGGAUAUUUUAGAAAUUUUAGAAUUUGUUUUCUCCUUUCUGCGGGACGGGGGAUUUGGGAAUUCUCCUUUUGAACUUUCUAUUUUAGGAAUAGUUUAUAUUUUUGUUUUAAUUUUUUAAACUCUUUUUUUGGAAAGGAUUCUUUGAGGGAUCCUUUAUUUCCACUGCUGUAAAUGUUUUUAUAACUUUGUUUUCUUACUUUUGUUGUACUCAUACAAUAAGAAAAGAGUUAUCUUUGUGUAAAAGUUAUUCACAUUGAGCCUUGAGAA